Tarenaya hassleriana is the source of this 2281-nucleotide messenger RNA. RefSeq names its product mitogen-activated protein kinase 9. Gene Ontology annotation, cellular component: cytoplasm; nucleus. The record is from RefSeq and is a predicted model, not a curated record. Lineage: Eukaryota; Viridiplantae; Streptophyta; Magnoliopsida; Brassicales; Cleomaceae. Gene Ontology annotation, biological process: intracellular signal transduction; protein phosphorylation. The coding region runs from base 240 to 2048 and encodes 602 amino acids. Gene Ontology annotation, molecular function: ATP binding; MAP kinase activity. The transcript has 11 exons.
CAACCAAACACAAAGCAGGCCAACGUUUAUACAAAAAAAAAAAAAUAGCUCACGCGCAGAAGAACAAGGAAGGAAAACAUGGCGACUACGCGAUAGUGAGAGAAGCACGCCAUGCCUGAGAUUCGUGGGCUGUAAUUAAACAUUUACUAAUAAUAAUAAUAAUAAUAAUUGUUCUCGAUUAUUAUUAUUGUUAUCUCAUAAAAAAUUAGGGAAAAAAAAAGUGGUGGAGGAGGUGUUUGAUGGGUGGUAGCCAUAGCACGAACUCUAACCAUCCUUCUUAUGGGAAUGCCAAUCAUCUGAUUGACAGCGCACGUCACUCUGUUAGCAGCACUCGUUCCUCAUCUGUCAGCGAUUUGCGGGCUCAGCUUACAACCAUUUACAGAAAUCGCGAGGAGGAGGAGGAGGAAGACGAAGAAGAGGAGGAGGAAGACGAAGGAGCAGAAGCCAAGAGGGUCGCCAUUGUUGCAGCUCUUGAUCUCUCUGCUUUGAAGGGCAUUAGGGUUCCCAGAAGGAAUUUCCUUCCCAUGGAUCAUCAUAAGAAGGUUGCGUUAGAGACAGAGUUCUUCACGGAAUAUGGCGAGGCCAGCCGAUACCAAAUCCAAGAGGUUAUCGGGAAAGGGAGUUAUGGGGUUGUGGCUUCGGCAAUAGACAUGCAUACGGGCGAAAGGGUUGCUAUAAAGAAAAUCAACGACGUGUUUGAGCAUGUCUCUGAUGCAACACGUAUUCUGAGAGAGAUAAAGCUCCUGAGGUUACUACGGCAUCCUGAUAUAGUGGAGAUAAAGCACAUUAUGCUCCCUCCUUCACGUCGGGAAUUCAGAGACAUUUACGUCGUCUUUGAGUUGAUGGAGUCUGAUCUUCACCAAGUUAUCAAGGCAAACGAUGAUCUGACCCCUGAGCAUUAUCAGUUUUUCCUCUACCAGCUUCUUCGCGGUCUAAAAUACAUACACACUGCAAACGUGUUUCAUCGUGAUCUGAAGCCGAAAAACAUUCUGGCUAAUGCUGAUUGCAAAUUGAAGAUCUGUGAUUUUGGGCUUGCUCGAGUGUCCUUCAAUGAUGCACCUUCUGCUAUAUUCUGGACUGACUAUGUCGCUACAAGAUGGUAUCGUGCUCCAGAGCUCUGCGGUUCAUUCUUCUCCAAAUAUACUCCUGCCAUUGAUAUAUGGAGCAUAGGAUGCAUAUUUGCGGAAAUGCUCACGGGGAAACCGCUGUUUCCUGGGAAAAACGUGGUGCACCAAUUGGAUCUUAUGACUGAUUCGCUCGGUACUCCUUCACAUGAGGCUAUUUCAAGGAUUCGUAAUGAAAAAGCUAGAAGAUAUCUCGGAAACAUGAGGAGGAAACCACCGAUUCCUUUCUCUCAAAAAUUCCCAAAUGUAAAUCCUUUGGCCCUUCGCUUGCUGGAGCGUCUGCUUGCAUUUGACCCCAAAGAUCGUCCCACAGCCGAAGAAGCACUGUCAGAUCCCUAUUUCUAUGGUCUGGCAAAUGUGGAACGGGAGCCAUCAACUCAACCGAUCCCGAAACUCGAGUUUGAGUUCGAGAGAAGGAAACUCACGAAAGAAGACGUUAGAGAGUUGAUCUACAGAGAGAUCUUAGAGUAUCAUCCUCAGAUGCUGCAAGAGUAUCUUCGAGGUGGAGAACAGACCAGCUUCAUGUAUCCAAGUGGUGUUGAUCGGUUUAAGAGACAAUUUGCACAUCUCGAAGAACAUUACGGAAAGGGCGAAAGAAGCUCUCCCCUCCAACGCCAACAUGCUUCAUUGCCAAGAGAGCGGGUUAUUGCUCCUAAGGAAGAGAAUACAAUGGCAAACAUAGAAUUUGAGAGGAGAACUUCUGAAUCAGUGGCAACGACCCUCAAGAGCCCGAAGAAGUCGGAACAAGAGGAGAGGUUCAACAACUCAGGAGGAGGCUACAAUGCACGUAGCUUACUGAAGAGCGCUAGCAUCAGCGCCUCCAAAUGCAUCGGCCUUAAACCAAGAAACAUUUCCGAGAAUGGGGAAUCAAACAAUGAGGCGGUUGAUGCGUUGGCUAAGAAGGUUACGACCCUCCACGCUUAAUCAUAUCUGUCAUCUGGGAACAAACUUUGAAGCUGAAACUGUCUUAUGAGAAGAAAUGUUAAAGAAAGAUGAUCAAUCUACAAUAGAAGCAUAUUGAUUUGAUUCCCCUCUUUUGUUUGUUUGUUGCAGAGAAAUGUUUUGGUUCUCAUCAGAUGUUUUAUUUAUUUGUAGGAAAACAGACACGACUUAUGAAAGAACAUAUGACAUCUUUCUCAUGAUCUGUUUCUUCACUA